CGGUGGCGAGUCCGUGGCGGGACGGCGAGCAGGAGCGCGGAGGGCAGGGAGGAGCCGUAAAAGGCGGCGGAGCGGGAUCUCGCCGCGCUGGGGACCGCGGGGCGCCGGCCCCGCCCGCGCGAUGGCGAGGCGGCCGUGGGGCGCGCCGGGAGGGACCUCCAAGGGCAACGGCAGCGCGCUGCUCGAAGCCUCGCAGCAGGCCCCGAGCGGCGGGGAGGGCGCCCGGCCGCGCCCCUUGAGGCUGGCCUCCAGGCUCGCCCUCGUCCUCAUCUUCACCAUCGUGGUGGACAUCCUGUCCGUGUAUCGGAACAAGAAACUGAGGAACGCAGAUGGUGAUUCUAGUUUAAUGGUGUGGUGGCCGAACUGGGGAGGCGUUUCGAGCCCAUCCCUGCGAUGUCCAGGCACAGCUUGGGGGUAGAAGUUUCUAAAGAGCUUCGUGGGAGCCAGAUAAAGACGGAUGUUGUUGGCCAUUCUUGAGAAAAGAAGGUAAAAAACAAACAACUGGGAUGGUGAGUACAAAUGCUGCGACAGACAAAAGCAUCUGGAGCCAUGACACUGUCAAUGUUACUGUCUGCAAACAUCGUUCUAGGGAAAAUGUCCCUAAUACAAGCUGUACAACAGAAGAAACCAUAUUUGGAAAGUCAGUUCACCAGUAGCAUCGGUAAAGGUAAAAUCCCACUCAUGGUAUUUGUAAAUUCCAUAUAAAAAGUUUGUUGGGGAAUGAGGGAGGGAUGAAUAGGCAGAACACAGAGGAGUUUUAAGGCAGUGAAAAAUACUCUGAAUGAUACUCUAAUGAUGGAAACAUGCCAUUACAUAUUUGUUCAAACCCAUGCAAUGUACAACUCCAAGAGUGAAUCGUAAUGUAAACUAUGGACUUUGGGUGACUGUAUGUGUGUCAGUCUAGGUUCGUCAGUUGUAACCAAUGUACCAUCCGGCGGGGGUCGUUGGUAAUAGGGGACGCUGUGCAUGUGUCUGGGCAGCGGGUAUAUGGGAAAUCUCUAUCCCUUCCCCUCAAUUUUGCUGCGAACCUAAAAUUGUACUAAAGAAACAAGGUCUUAGUAAUUUUUAAAAGUUAGUU
Eubalaena glacialis (North Atlantic right whale) is the source of this 1078-nucleotide messenger RNA. RefSeq names its product melatonin receptor 1A (gene MTNR1A). Bases 122 to 418 code for a protein of 98 amino acids. Lineage: Eukaryota; Metazoa; Chordata; Mammalia; Artiodactyla; Balaenidae. Gene Ontology annotation, cellular component: membrane. Gene Ontology annotation, biological process: G protein-coupled receptor signaling pathway. Gene Ontology annotation, molecular function: melatonin receptor activity. The transcript is spliced from 3 exons. The record is from RefSeq and is a predicted model, not a curated record.